ACAAUGUUUGUACUGAAUCCAUGCAGGAAGAACAAAAACAUAUGUUAUUAUCAAGUUAUAAAGUAAAUAUACAAAAUGUCAAUAAAUCUUUAGAAGUGGGCUGAAAUGAAGUUAUAAAUUGGUUAAUCUAUAAUCGGAACUUUAAAAUGCAACAUAUCAAAUGCGUUGUAGUCGGUGACGGAAAUGUUGGGAAAACGUGCUUAUUGAUAUGCUUUUCCACGAAUACCUUCAAUGAAGAUUAUGUUCCCACAAUAUUUGAUAAUUACAAAACAACUAUAAUGGUGAAUGACAUUUAUGUAGAAUUAGGAUUAUGGGAUACUGCAGGUCAAGAAGAUUACGAUCGAUUCCGUCCAUUAUCAUAUCCACUAACGGAUGUAUUUCUUGUAUGUUUUUCACUUGUUCAUCGACCAAGUUUGGAAAAUGUAAUUCAAAGAUGGAUUCCAGAGGUCCGGCAUCACUGCCCAAGAACGCCAAUCGUUUUAGUUGGCACAAAAUUGGACAUUAGACAAGACGAAGUACCAAGAAAAUCAAAACAUGUUGACAAAAAUAGCCAGCUUAUAUCAUUCAGUGAAGGACAAUCUAUAGCAAAUAAAAUAAAUGCCGUAAAAUAUUUAGAAUGUUCUGCAAAGACUCAGGAAGGAUUGCAAAUGGUGUUUGAGGAGGCUGUAAAGGCUGUGUUAUUUCCCUCUGAGCAUAAACCAAAACGCAGACCAUGCAUUUUGUUGUGAAAUCGAUCAGAAUAAUAUACAUAAUAUAUUGUGUUUUAAUUGUAUACAGCGUUUGGAAAUACCAAAGCAAUUUCAUUAACCGACUAAAGACGUAUUUCUUUCUACUGAUGAAUUUACAUGAGUUUCCAUUAACCGUUGUUAAUCAAAUGCAAUUAUCAAAGAAAAUAUAUCAAGAUAAUAUAUACAAUCAAGGUCGAUGUAUCAUCUUAGAGUUUUACCGGAGAUACGUCGUUAGAUUAUUAAUGCUAUUGUAAAAGCCAUACUUUUUAAAAUCGGCGUUGCAUUCAUGGAACAUCGUACAAAAACAAUCUGUUUUUACUCAGAAGCUUAUGAACAUUCUUAAAGCAGUGAUAAAUCCAAACGCACCAGUGACUUUUUAAGAGUUAUGUCCAUUUAUCUAAAAUUUACCUACCUAAAAAUCUUAGCUACUACGUUUCAAAAUAACAAGCUUUUUAAAAGACUGUUAUAAAUACAUAGUAUGUAUAUAACGGAACUAAAUAAAGCAGAACAUUAUGCAAGGUACAUGUCCUUAUUUUUGAGAUACAAGACAUUGAAACUUUGGCGGGAAAUCA
Molecule: messenger RNA, 1300 nt
Organism: Mytilus californianus (California mussel)
Lineage: Eukaryota; Metazoa; Mollusca; Bivalvia; Mytilida; Mytilidae
Product: ras-related C3 botulinum toxin substrate 2-like
Exons: 5
Coding region: 147-728 (193 amino acids)
Biological process (GO): establishment or maintenance of cell polarity; cortical cytoskeleton organization; small GTPase-mediated signal transduction
Cellular component (GO): cell cortex; cytoplasmic vesicle; cell projection
Molecular function (GO): GTPase activity; GTP binding; protein kinase binding
Source: RefSeq, a predicted model, not a curated record